AUGACUGCAGGAAAUAGCACAGUUGUCACGGAGUUCAUCCUCCGGGGCAUCUCCGAUGAUCCACAAAUGCAACCCAUAUACUUCAUAAUAUUCCUGAUCAUCUAUCUGAUCACUGUUGUGGGUAACUUAGGCAUGAUCCUCCUGAUCUCAUUUGAUUCCCAACUUCACAACCCUAUGUACUUCUUCUUGUGGCACCUGUCCUUCUGUGACAUCUGCUACUCAACUGCUAUUGCCCCCAGAAUGCUGUCUGACUUAUUAUCUGAAAACAGAAUCAUCUCAUUCCCUGGCUGUGCUGCCCAAUUCUAUUUCUUUGCAGCCUUUGCAGAUGCUGAGUGUUACAUUCUGGCAGUGAUGGCCUAUGACCGUUAUGUGGCUAUCUGUAAUCCACUGCUCUAUUCCACUGCCAUGUCCAAAGCUCUCUGCAUCCGGCUCUUAAUUGGAUCAUACAUUGCUGGAACAACCAGUGCCAUAAUACACACAACAGCCACUUUCCGUCUUAGCUUCUGCAGCAACAACCUUGUUAACCAUUUCUUCUGUGAUGUUCCCCCGCUUCUGGAAAUCUCCUGCUCUGACACCCACAUCAAUGAGAUUCUGCUCUUUGCUUUUGCUGGCUUUGUAGAAUUGAGCUCCCUCUCUGUCAUCUUUGUCUCUUACAUCUUCAUCUUAGCUGCCAUUCUGAGAAUGAAUUCUGCUGCAGGGCGGUUCAAAGCCUUCUCCACCUGCGGGUCUCACAUCACUGGAGUCACUUUGUUUUACGGAACUGAGAUGUUCAUGUAUCUACGGCCUGCUUCUGAAUAUGCCCUAGACCAAGACAAAUGGGCAUCUUUGUUCUACACUGUGGUGAUUCCCAUGCUCAACCCUCUGAUCUAUAGCCUCAGGAACAAAGAUGUCAAAGAAGCUUUCAAAAAACUCAUCAAUAAGAAGCUGAAUUCUGUCUUCACCUGA
Messenger RNA from Eublepharis macularius, 945 nucleotides. Its product is annotated as olfactory receptor 5AR1-like. Gene Ontology annotation, cellular component: membrane. The coding region runs from base 1 to 945 and encodes 314 amino acids. The transcript has a single exon. NCBI's taxonomy places the organism in Eukaryota, Metazoa, Chordata, Lepidosauria, Squamata, Eublepharidae. Gene Ontology annotation, biological process: sensory perception of smell; G protein-coupled receptor signaling pathway. The record is from RefSeq and is a predicted model, not a curated record. Gene Ontology annotation, molecular function: odorant binding; G protein-coupled receptor activity; olfactory receptor activity.